Paraphaeosphaeria sporulosa is the source of this 1446-nucleotide messenger RNA. RefSeq names its product cytochrome P450 monooxygenase. Gene Ontology annotation, molecular function: iron ion binding; monooxygenase activity; oxidoreductase activity, acting on paired donors, with incorporation or reduction of molecular oxygen. NCBI's taxonomy places the organism in Eukaryota, Fungi, Ascomycota, Dothideomycetes, Pleosporales, Didymosphaeriaceae. The transcript has 3 exons. The record is from RefSeq and is a predicted model, not a curated record. The coding region runs from base 1 to 1446 and encodes 481 amino acids.
AUGUACACGGUAGCUGUUGCUAUAGUCACGUCCACCGCAUAUUUUGUUUGGCUUAUCUGGAUUCAUCCCCUCUCUCACUUUCCUGGCCCGAAACGUGCCAUUGCCUCCAACUUGUAUUGGGCAAAACAGUUCACGAGCGGGCACUCUCAUCAAAGUGUCAGGUCUCUACACGACAAGUAUGGAGACGUUGUGCGAUGGGGACCAAAUGAAUUAUCGUUUGCCUGCGUGGACGCGUGGAAGGACAUCUACGACCGACGUAAGGACGGAAAGGUCCUCAUCAAAGAUCCAGUGUUCUAUCGCAAGGACGAGACUUUACGCGCCGAGCACAUCGUCAAUGCCGAAGAUCCAGAGCGGCACGCGGAGAUCCGGAAGAUGAUGUCCUAUGCUUUCUCAGCGAAAGCGCUACUACAACAAGAAGAUUUGAUUUUACAAUACGCAAGCGAGCUGCGGGAAGCUAUAAGAGAGAAGGGCGCGGAUGGUCCCAUCAACCUUGUCAACUUCUUCAAUUGGACGACUUUCGACAUUCUCGGUGAACUCGCGUUCGGUGAGCCCUUUGGAUCACUUAAGAAUCGCAAGACCGACAGCUGGAUUGCGAUCAUCCUGGACCACAUGCAGUCGAUGGCCUGGGAUGCUGCCAUAUGGAAAUUUCCCCUCCUGCACUACUUCCAAUCCUGGCUCACACCAAAAGCGGUGCGAGAAGGAGGUGCACGUCAUGCGCUGGAGUCUAAGAAGAAGAUUCUUCGACGGGAAAGGGAAGGUCCCAAAUCUGAUCGCAUCGACUUUGUCUCGUACAUCUUAAAGAAACGAGACGAGCUCCUCAUUACCGAUUGGCAACUUGCUGCUCACUCAAAUGCGUUGAUCAUUGCUGGAUCGGAGACGAGCGCGACGGUUCUCAGUGGUUUGUUCUACUACCUGUGCAAACACCCCGACGUCUAUGCGAAGCUGAAAGACGAACUGCGGUCUCACUUUUCGAAUGCAAACGACAUUACAGCAAAGGCAGCGGGAGAACUCCCAUAUCUCACUGCAUGCAUCAGCGAAACGUUUCGGAUUUACCCUCCUAUUCCUAUUGCUAUGCCUAGAGUCACCCCAGAGGGUGGUUGUACGAUCGCCGGACAUUUCGUCCCCGCAGGAACAGUCGUAGGCGUUCAUGCCUGGUCCAUCACCCACAACCCAAAGUAUUUUAGAGACCCCGACUCAUUCCGCCCUGAGCGCUGGAUAGAGAAGAUAGACAAUCUAGAAGCUAGCAAACCAUUCUUGACCGGGCCUCGAAUGUGUAUGGGCAUUAAUAUGGCUUGGAUUGAGGUGCGCAUCAUUGCCGCCCAGCUCGUGUACAUGUUUGAUUUUGAGCUCGACGACAACAAUUUCGACUGGGCAAGGGAGCAGCUUUGCUAUGUGCUCUGGGACAAGCCAGAACUUUUCGUGAAGGCGAAGGUAUUUAGCAGAUGA